Molecule: messenger RNA, 270 nt
Organism: Caenorhabditis remanei
Lineage: Eukaryota; Metazoa; Nematoda; Chromadorea; Rhabditida; Rhabditidae
Exons: 1
Coding region: 1-270 (89 amino acids)
Source: RefSeq, a predicted model, not a curated record
AUGGGUGACAAACCUGACAAACCACCGGCUCGCAAGGUUGUGGAUGGAAAAGUUGGUGAUCUCUACUAUAUGCCAGAAGGUUAUGAGGGCAAACAUAAAAACGCCAUCGGAGUUCCCGUGGAUCCGCCGCGUGAUAAACCGCCACCUGGUAAACCUAUGCCCGUUCCAGCUGGUGAUGGUGGGCCCGAUCCUUCUAGCAUUAUCAUUUAUAAACGUCCAGAUUUCCGCAAAGUAAAGAAAAAUUCACCUGCUCUGCCGCCGAAGGAGUAA